UUCAUUGUCACUACUAAUAAAAAGCUAACAAUCUUUUACUAUUAAAAAUUGAUUCUUGGGCUGCGUUCCACACCACAUUCCCCUCUAUUUGCAAUUCCAUUCUCCUCUUCUUUCUUUCUUAACACCUUUUUCACCUUCCAUUUUCCUUCUACUAUCUCUCCUUCAAAAUUCCAUGGGUGCAUGUUUGAGUAAGAAGAAAGGGUCUUCUUCUACAGCAACCAAGUCAGCUUCUUCCACAGCACAUGUUGCUGUGCCUGAGCUGAAGAACAAUCCUCCUUCUGUUAGUGGUGUCACUGUUUCCAAACCCAAAGUGGAAACUGAAACUGCCCCAGAAGUGAAACUGAACAAGGACAAUUCUAAGAAAGUGGAAGAGAAGCAUGAGACAGUGCCAGAACCUGAAGGGCAUGUGAAAAAGGAGAUAUUCAUCAUCAAGCACAGGAAGAGCCAUGAUGAUAGAGAGAGAAACUCCAAUUCCAAAUCCCCAUCUUUCACUGAGGAAUCAAUGGCUGAUAAAACUGCCCCAACACCAUCCACAAACAUGGGUGUUGUAGGAGUGAGGACUUCAAGCUGCACCAAAGAAGAGGUGGAUGCAAUUCUCAUCCAGUGUGGGAGACUCAGCAGAAGCUCUUCAGGGAAUGCUGCUGCUGCUGCUUCUGGUGAACACAGAAGAAGGUACUCAGGCUCAAAGAGAAGCUAUGAUUUUGACCACUGUGACAAUGACACCGUUUCCAAUGAUGAUGACUCAAAGAAGGCCAAUGCCAAUGAGAGCAACAGUGAUCUGUGUGAGGAGGAGAGGCACCAGCAACGGCCACGGCAACGCCAGUCUCCGAGCCGAAGGCCUUCUUCUUCUCAGGAAAGGAGAAGAAGAACACCAAGCAGGGAAAGGGAACAGCAGCAAAGGUCAAGCAGCAGGGAGAGGAGAGUGAGUAGAUCUCCUGGAAGAAGGUCAUCAGAGAACACCACACCUUCCAAUGCAAGAAACAACAAUUGCAGCAACACUAGUUCUAGGCCUGGGAAGAUGGUUUCUGUUCCUGCCACUGUUUCAUCACUGGUGAUGGAUAAGAGUAACAAUAAUGGCGGUGGUGGCGGUGGUGGAGAAUCUGGAGCAACCACUGGCAUCAAGAGGAUCACAGUGAAGAGAAAUGUGGGUGCUGCCUCGCCGCGGUCGCAGUCGCCAGCAAGAGCAAAUGGGAAUGCUGCAAGUGGUAAUAAAGCUUUCAAUGAGAAUCAGCAGCAGCCAUCCCUUAGCCGCAGCAAUUCAAGGAAAGCAGAACAAUCACCUUACAAAAGAAAUCCAUUGAGUGAGAUUGAACCUAACUCCCUUGCUUUUCCACAUUCAACAGCCAAUAAUAGCAGCAGCAAGGUGCAAAACAGACCCAAAAAGGAAUUUGAAACAGAAGCUAAUCAGAAAACAAACGGCAGCAGAACUGCAUUGGACAAGGGAAUGAAUGUAAAUUGCAAGACAAAGGUGCAACAAGAGGAAGAUGUGAAAGUGCAGUCUUCAAUUACUGAUAAUGUUGUUGUGAAAACAAUGGUACCACCAGGAGUUGACAACCUAAAACCACCCUAUACAUUAACAAGAAGCAGAUCUUCGAGGCAAUCGCGGGACUUAGACCUCAACCCUGAAGCUCUAUUGAAUCCUCCACAGUCCUAUGCUUCACUGCUGCUUGAAGACAUCCAGAAUUUCCAUCAGAAGAACACACCACCUGUUUCUCUCCCAGCAUGUGUCACCAAAGCUUGCUCUAUCCUCGAAGCUGUUGCUGAUCUCAACUCUAACGCCGGCUUAAAUUUCUGCGGUGCAGAAGACAGGAGAAGUCCACUGGCUUUUCAGUGUAGCAGGAAUGACUACAAUGUUUCAUUGACUACCCACGAUUAUGGAAAAAGGGAGCCAGAUGCCGAGGACCCGGUUGUAGAAUCAAUGUUAUUAUUCAAUGAUGAUGAUGUGAUGGAACAAAGCUUGCACAAGUAUGUGACAGUGAAUAGGGGUGGUUUGCUUGGUGGGGUGGACAUGGAUGACCAAGAGUCUUCGGGAAGCAACAGCUUCACUGUCAGUAGUGGUCAACAGCACUGGGGUGUUUCUUCUUCAUCAUGGGAACCAAGUUCUGUUGAAUCAAAAGAUUGCUGGACUUCAAGAUCGAACUACUCCAAAGAGGAAGGCCAGAAAUUGGGCUUGGAAGGGAGGGUGGCAUCUGAAGCGGGGCUUGACGCAGGUGGAGCCAAGAAGAAAUUGAACAGCCAAAGGAGAGAGUGUGAUCAUCAUCAGCAUGGGAGUGGAAUAGGGCGUGGCAGGCUUGGCGCCAAUAAAGUUCUUCACAACAGACCUGUUGUUACAGCAGCUGCAUCCACAUAGAUGUUGCUUUGUUGAAUGGAUUCUCCUUCUUGUAUCUUAAAUACUCCAUGAGUUUAACUGCUUCUGUUUGGAGUUGCACACUUUGCAACCAGUUCUCAUUCAAUUAAGAUCCAUAUUAACAAUACUUGCCACUUCUCUUCACUUUUA
Molecule: messenger RNA, 2497 nt
Organism: Glycine soja
Lineage: Eukaryota; Viridiplantae; Streptophyta; Magnoliopsida; Fabales; Fabaceae
Exons: 2
Coding region: 173-2350 (725 amino acids)
Source: RefSeq, a predicted model, not a curated record